GCACGUGUUGACUUUGUUUUUAUUUAGUCUUACUCUGGAAAUAUAAUUUUUUAACAUGUCCGACUUUGAAUUACAAGACAGUGGCUCAGAAUACGAUUCCGACGACAAUUCUGAUGCUGAGCUGCAAGCGGCUUUCGAGCGUGGCGAACUAAAACCUGGUCUCAAUGUUGAAUUCAGCGGACAGCGCGAUAAAGUUAAUGAUAUUACUAAACUAUUAGCCAAAACACAUGCCAUACGCCUCGAGCUGCCAUGGCUGGAGCGCCUGGACAUGGUUAACAGUCUAGCGCCUUUGGCACCCGAGCUGGCUGUGCAGCUAGAGAAGCACGAACAGAAGCGUGCCAAUCAAUUCAAAGGCAAUGCUAAAAUACCCUAUGUACGCCCUGAAGAGGAUCCGGUGCUGAAUGAUUUUAAGCGCGAAAUGCUCUUUCAUCGCCAGGCACAGAGCGCUGUGAUUGAAGGCAUCCAGCGGCUGCAGGAGCUUGGCAUCAAGACACGUCGUCCCGAUGAUUAUUUUGCUGAAAUGGCCAAGUCCGACGAGCAUAUGCAAAAGGUCCGUGCCAAUCUAAUGGCCAAACAGCAGGGACAGGCCAAAUCAGAACGCAUUAAACAAAUACGCGAACAGCGUAAAAUGGGCAAAAUGCUGGCCAAGCAGACCAAGGUGCAGCGCGAGGCCGAAAAGAAAGAGAUGCUCGAUAAGCUGAAAAAGUUCCGCAAGGGCAAACUAAAAAACCUGGACUUCCUGGAGGAUGCCAAGGCGCUGGAAUCCAAGCAAAAGCAGUCGGCGGAUAAACGCAAGCAACGCAACAAAAGGUUCGGGUUUGGUGGCAAAAAGAAGGGUCUGAAACGCAACACCAAGUCCUCUGCAGCUGGGCUCGAGUCGGAAAAGUCGACACGUCGCCAGCGCGGCGUCAAAGCGGGCGCCUCUGUCAACAAGCGGCUGGGCAAAUCCAGGCGCAUGAAGGCAAAGGGCAGAAAGUGAAUGAGUAUCGUCUAGCUUAUGAUAAGAUGACCCAAAACUAGAUUUUAAAAAAUGGCUCUGUUAGAUUUAUUAUAACUAAAUACAUUUUGUAUG
Molecule: messenger RNA, 1072 nt
Organism: Drosophila novamexicana
Lineage: Eukaryota; Metazoa; Arthropoda; Insecta; Diptera; Drosophilidae
Product: probable rRNA-processing protein EBP2 homolog
Exons: 3
Coding region: 56-979 (307 amino acids)
Biological process (GO): ribosomal large subunit biogenesis; rRNA processing
Cellular component (GO): nuclear periphery; nucleolus; preribosome, large subunit precursor
Source: RefSeq, a predicted model, not a curated record